CACCCUCUCCCGGCCUCCUUUACUGAGUCUGCUUUCUUGCCUACUUUCUCUUUCCUUUCUGGCUCAGCUUGGGACAAACGCUCAAACCAGAAGAGGCUCGGGGCUUGGAUUUUAAUGUCAGUGAUGGAAAAACAUGAGAAUGUUUCCUGGAUCCACCAGCAGGAACUGGAAGAUCCACUCAAGAAAUACCUAAACAGCACUGAGGACUACCUCACCUUCCUCUGCGGGCCUCCACGCAGUCACCUCUCCCUCCCGGUGACUGUGGUGUAUGCGCUUAUUUUUGUGGUGGGGGUCGUUGGCAAUCUCCUGGUGUGCCUGGUGAUUCUUCGGCACCAGACUAUGAAGACACCCACCAACUACUACCUCUUCAGCUUGGCUGUCUCUGAUCUCCUGGUCCUGCUCCUUGGGAUGCCCUUGGAAGUCUAUGAGAUGUGGCGCAACUACCCCUUUCUCUUUGGGUCGGUGGGCUGCUACUUCAAGACCGCCCUCUUUGAGACGGUGUGCUUUGCCUCCAUCCUCAGCGUCACCACGGUCAGCGUGGAGCGCUACGUGGCCAUCGUGCACCCGUUCCGAGCCAAGCUGGAGAGCACCCGGCGGCGGGCCCUCAAGAUCAUUGGCAUCCUUUGGGGCUUGUCUUUUCUCUUCUCUCUGCCCAACACCAGCAUCCACGGCAUCAAGCUCCACUACUUCCCCAAUGGGUCCUUGGUCCCGGGCUCCGCCACUUGUACCGUCAUCAAGCCCAUGUGGAUCUACAAUUUCAUCAUCCAGAUUACCUCCUUCCUCUUCUACAUCCUCCCCAUGACUGUCAUCAGUAUCCUCUACUACCUCAUGGGGCUCAGACUAAGGAAAGAACAACACCUUGAGGCAGAUGAAGUGACUGCAAAUGUUCAAAGACCUUCCAGAAAAUCAGUUACCAAAAUGCUGUUUGUCUUGGUCUUAGUGUUUGCGAUCUGUUGGAUCCCAUUCCAUGUUGACCGACUCUUCUUCAGCUUUGUGGAGGAGUGGACUGAAUCCCUGGCUGCUGUGUUCAAUCUCAUCCACGUGGUAUCAGGUGUCUUCUUCUACCUGAGCUCAGCUGUCAACCCCAUUAUCUAUAACGUGCUCUCUCACCGCUUCCGAGCAGCAUUCCGGAACGUGAUCUCUCCUUCCUGCAAACAGUGGCACUCCCAGCAUCACCCACAGGGGCCACCUGCCCAGCGGAAUAUCUUCCUGACAGAAUGUCACCUCGUGGAACUGACUGAAGAUGCAGGUCCCCAGUUCCCCUGCCAGUCAUCCCUCUGCAGCUACCACCUCCCCGCAGCCCUCUGUACUGGACAGGCACCAUGAAAGGAACUCUGCCUCUGCACUGCAGGGAGGGACAUCCCAUAAUUUAUGCCUUCUUUUUGAUGUUAGGGAGGUUAAAUGGCUCUUAGAACUUAUAUACCCAUUUCUAGGUGUGUUUUUUUUUAACAAAUGUGAACAUGCUACUAAAUCUGGAUCUAAAAUCUAGAAUCUCCUGAUUUUUAGUUGCCUUUCCACUAUCCUAACUGCCUCAUACCCCUUCACUAGUUCAUGAAAAGAAUAUGACUAGCAAAGCAUGGUACCUAUGCUUUGAGUAAUUUCCACUCUUGGGAGUAGUUUGUCCUGAGUCAUCCACACUCUGAAUCAGGCUGUCGCUCUUACAACCAAUGGUCCCUGUGAGACACAGAAAGGAGACAUGUAGAUGCUGUUCUGCUUUAAAUGAUUUGGGGGCAGGGGGGUCCAUGCCAGUGUUCCUCCACCUCAAACUAUUUACCCUACUGCCUCACGUUCUACCACUAUAAUGUGGUUCCUAAGAGUCCUAAAGUGUUUUACUUUAGGAGUCCUCCUGAUAAUAUGGAAAUGCUCCUUAGAACUAUUAUUCCCACCGUUCCAAUCCCCAGGCCAUUGUCGGUCAUUCCUCACCAGGAGUGGGAUCAGAUACAAGUCCCACUUAGAGAAGAAUGGAGAGAGGGAGAAGGCUGUGGUGACAGGUCCAAAGAGAGAAAACUGUAGCAGAAACAAACUUAGUUGUUCUCAUAAUCCGGUCUAGCCUUGGAUUUCUCAUGUCUUCACAAACAGACAGAGGUAUGGUCUACUGUCUCAGAACAAAGACAAGUCAAUGGUAACUACUGGCCUCAAAUCCAUGGCUUUCACUUACUCAAUCCUUCAUUACCAAUAUAACACUCAUCACACAUAUAAUAUGGGCAAAAUCUAGUUCCAGACUCAUUUUCCAUUAUAUUAUUCCAAGGAAUAUAUGCUCUAUUCAAACUCAAUUGCUUGCUCUUCUUAUGAAAAUAUGCCCCAGUUUUCUCAGCUGCACAUAUUUGCUUAUAGAAUGCCCUCUAUAUCUCCAAUCUCCAUCUGUUGCUAUCCUACCCAUCCUUCAGUGUUCAUCUCAGUAUGGUAUCUCCACCAUGAAACCUUGCUUGAUUUACUCAAAUAGGAUGUGUUAUAUAACUUCUCUGUCAGUUUACAUCUCUUAAGCUUUGUCUUCACUCUGCUAUGUGUUUCAGUGAUUUAUCUUCUUGUUUUACCAGAAUGUAAAUUUGUCAAAGGCAUGAAGUAUCUUGUGUUCAUUUGUGCUGCUGCUGGAAUCCUGGCAAUAUAUCUGUCACAAUGGUAGUUGUUCAAUAAAUAUGUGGUAAGUGAGUUGACGUCACAUUUCAAUGUAUUGAGCCAAACAACAGUUCCAAAUAGAACCAUGUUAAGAGCCAAAGGACUGAGAUUCUGUUUCUGACCAGCCUGUCUGACCCUCAGUCGACCAUUUCAUCAGUCUUGGUUAUAAGGGGACGCCUGCUGUGCCUGUGGUGUGAGAAGGCCUUUCCCAGCGCCAGGGUUUACUGAUGCUGAAACACCCAAGUUCCAGCUUUUAGUCUCUGAAUGUUCCCUAAAUUGAAUGAGCUAUCCUGCUGACAAAUGAGGGUAUUGGUCUCUGACGUCAUCAUUUCCUAACUGAACAGUCAUCUUCAAAGUGAUUCAGUAUUUUAUUUAAAUACCUUUGCUAAUUAUAAGCCAACUCUAAUGGAUCAGAAUUCUCCAGUGGUGAUUUAUGUUGGUGAGCAGAAUUCUCUGGUCAUUUGAAGAUUAAGUGAAAACGACUCAGCAAAACGAAACCUCAGAAAUUGAGGAGAAAUGAGUUUCCUUCUUGCCUUUUGAGACAUUCUUGAAUAAAGAUCUCAUAGGGUCAUUAUCCUUAACUCCCAAUGAUCAAGAGUAACAAUGCUGCUGUUGUAGGUGGAUGGAUAGGAAAAAAAAAAAAAAACACUAAAAUUGAAGCUAGUAAUUUGGUUGUUUGAUUAAAACUUUGGUAUCUUUUUGUUUUCUCCUCAUUUACUUUUUUUCUCUUGAAAAUUUAUAUCCAAAAAAUUAUCAUUUACUCAUUCAUUCUUUCAUUCAACAAAUCUUCACUCAUACCCAUCAGGUGAUGUGUAUUGUUCCACGUUAUGAAUUUCCCAGCCUUGAAAGUUUACAUCUAGUAGAAGAAAUUAUUAUUUUUGAAAACCAUUACAAAAUUGAUUAUUUAAAUCUAGUGAUGAAGUGUGCAACAAACUAUGAAUACAAGUACUAGGGGACUACAUAAAAAAGGUGUCUGGCCAAGUCAGGGGGAAAUAGGUUUAGUGAAGCAUGGCAUUAAAAAGGAAAAAGAGUGAGUGUUAAUUGAGAAGCUAAUUUGUCUAUAUACACAUACCUACACAAGCACAAAUAUACAUGAAGAAAGCUUAUAUUCCAAAAUGAAAAUUGAAAUAUCACAAGUUCCAGAGUUAGCUUAGUUCAUACAAAAUUAGUAGGACAAAGGGAGAAAUUAAAACUAAAUUGUUCAGUGUUACCUUAUGACUGACCUCAUCAUCUCCUCAUGAAUUCUUUGUGAUCUCUGAAUUUUAGACUAAUAACAGAAGAGGCCAGAUAGUAAACGUGACUAAUAAAAUAUUGAUAAUUUAAUUCUUCUGCAAUGUGAUAGGGACUUCUGAGCUCUCUAGUAAUUCAAAAACUUAGUGAACUGAAGCAAUGACAUUCAGAAUGUUGCUUGCCAAAUUAGUUUGUCUAGCCCAAAGAGAUACAAGAGAUUCUUUAUUUCAGACCCUUUGAACAGGUGUCAGGAGGUGCAAGAAUUCCCUGAAAUUGUAUUCAUAAUUCUUUUCUUUCUUUCUUUCUUUUAUUUUAUUUCUUUUUUAUUUUUGAGGAAGAUUAG
Messenger RNA from Equus caballus (horse), 4189 nucleotides. It is a transcript of the gene NMUR2, whose product is annotated as neuromedin U receptor 2. Gene Ontology annotation, biological process: neuropeptide signaling pathway. NCBI's taxonomy places the organism in Eukaryota, Metazoa, Chordata, Mammalia, Perissodactyla, Equidae. Gene Ontology annotation, cellular component: plasma membrane. The record is from RefSeq and is a predicted model, not a curated record. Gene Ontology annotation, molecular function: neuromedin U receptor activity.